This is a messenger RNA of Symbiodinium natans, 2688 nucleotides long. The record is from the annotation of a GenBank genome assembly. Lineage: Eukaryota; Dinophyceae; Suessiales; Symbiodiniaceae.
AUGGCUGUUCAGAAAGGGCUUCGGCCCCUGGCUGAUGGGCGUGUUUGGAUUUCCGAAUUCCUUUGGCUGCACGAGCCCAAAGACGGAGGACCUGCCGGCACAGGUUGGCAUCGGCAGCUGCCACAGGAUCCGUGCAUGCUGCAACUAUGGCACAUCGCAAAGCAUGCAAGACCGGUGUCGAGAGAGGAACUCCGAUGGCGAUUGGGAUGGGGGUCUGUGUCAGAGUGUAGGUCCUCUGGGCAGCAGAGCCUACUUUGGCAUGUAGCGCUUGGGUGUGCGGUGUCUCUCUUCCCUGAAGACUUUCCGGCCCCACCGCCGUGGGCGCACGGAGCGGUUGGGCACCGCGCGAUCCUCACCAGUGCGCAUGACAUUGACCGAUACUUGCACGCCGAGAGGGUUGUAUACCGGUCUGAAGAUGAUUGUCGCUCGCUGGCUAGACCCACAGAGGGCGAAAGUGUCAAAUGGUGGGAGAUGAAAAAGCACGCGCAGUCAGAGGAGCACAGGUUUGCCGUGGAGACCAGGCGAAUUGCAAGCUUACAAGAAGACCUGCAGCGCGAGAAGCAAGCACUCGAUGUCGCCACGGAGACGAAAGACAAGAAGAAACAAGCAGUUCAGAAAGAGCUUGACCUGCUUGUGCAUCUUGAGAAGAUAAAGAUGGGUGCGCAGAUUGCAGACAAGGAGAACCAAUCAGUCCAAUCCAUGCUGGGGGAAGCACUUUCGAAAGAUGAGCUGGUCAAGAAGAAGGCAAUGCUGCAGAAAGACCAGGCUACCCUCCAGUCUGAGGAGAGAGCCUUGGAUGGCCGUAAGAAUGACGUGCAAACUCGGGCAGAGCACCUGGUUUCGGUUCAGCAGAAGCUAGAGCAUGACAGAAGUACUCUCCGGCAGGGCCUUUCAAACAUGGAGGUGCAUCGGGAGACAAGGCUAGCAUCCAGCAGUAGUGCACAUGCCCGAGAGAACCAGGAAUCAGAGAAGAGGUUCCAGGAAGACCUUGCUCGUGCAGUGCAGAACUAUGAAGAUGAGGAGAAGCAUCUGCUGGAGCUAGCGCCUGGCUAUGGCGAGGCAAAAGGCCCUUUCUCCAUCUUCAAGGAUGAGAUGAAAGAGAAGAUAGUUGCCCACAAGAGUGGCGGAAACCAUUUGCAUGCCACCAUCACUCGCCGCGCCCGGGAAGCGCCAACAUCGUUGGAUAGCUUGCUUGACAUGCUGAAGCAGUGGUUCUCAACCUAUGAGGGAGACUGCUGGCAGAGCUACCAGAGUAAAGAGGAGGGGCUUUUCUGGAGGCAUAUUCGGCAAGUGAGCCCAUAUCGACCAGCUGACGCACACGAGGCGGCAGGAGUCACAGCAGCAUGGAGCACUGUGAUGACUGAGGUGAAAGCUUGGGUGGAGAGUGGCAGUGCCGACCACAUCUCUGACUCCAAGCCCUCCUUCUGCCUGGAGGAUGUGCCUACCGAAGUCAGCCACUUGCAAGGCCUUCAAGUCGCAAUGAAGUCCAUCAAUCUGAGGGAGGAGGCACAGGCGGCACUCCUACGGAAGCUUGAGGGCAAUCUUCAGCUCUGGUUGCGACAACGUCUGGCUGCCCGACUCGUCGAGUCGUACAGAAAGGCAUUCCCAAAGUGCAAGCAUCGGAUGGUAGCCGACUUCUCUGGUAGCUUGGAAGCCCCGAAGGUUGUGGGAUUCGAAGUGCUGCCGCAGGUUGAUGUGCCUGAUCUUGCCAUUCCAGACGUGAAAAGUCUUCGCCAGGGCAUCAUCACAAAGUGUCGAGAUGCCUUGCGAGAAGCUGAAGAAGCAUGUGGCAAUGCCCAGCCUCUGCAGCUGGAAAAUGCGCUUGGCUCGAAGGGCUCGUUGAUGGAGCGCCGCUUGGGUCAAGGUCCUGGCAGAGUUCUGCGUGAAUCGUUCAUGGCAAGCUUGGAGGUAGAAUAUGCCCGACCAAAAGCAGCAGAGAAAUUGGCCAAGGCGGCAUUGAGCAAACCCGAGUGGCGUUUGCGCUUGAAAGAGGUCUUUCACAAGGACUGCCUGUUAGUCAAGAGGUCGCUCUGUUUUUCGGUGUAUGUGUGUGUCUACGUUGCAUUCUUGUUGCGUCCCAAUCAGGAAGCUGCCCAUCUGCAUGCGCAGACGGCGAAGCAAUGGGAGGAUAUCCAGAAAGUAAUUUCUGUUCGUUGCAUUCCAGAUGAUGCUGCUGGGCAUGCAUUUCGGGCACUGCAGGCAACCUAUGCUGCUGGCAUGAUGCGCCGGAGGGAUGCAGUUGCACUUUUGGCGUCACAGCCCGGAGAACGGCCCCAUCUUGCCGCCUCCAACCCCUUUCUCCAAGCUGGUGAACAGUCAACGGGCACACGCCCGCGAUGGACACUUGAAUCAACCAGCAAAGUGCCGGAAAAGCUGCUUUGCCACCUCAAGGGCAUUGUGCAGCUGCAGGGCCUCAGCACCCUCCUUGAUGGAAUUCGUCGGGAACUUGAGAAUGACCAUGUCGGGGCAACCUUGCAGAGGCAGCUGGCCGAUGUGUUGCAACCGCCACAGCUCAUCACAGACAGAGGCGAUUGGCUCCAGCUGGAAUGGGAGCAGGGCUUUGUGUGCCGGCCAGUGCAGUUGGAGGUGGCAACGGCCAUGAUGGACAAGUCUUUCGACAAACACGUUCUUCAAUUGAACAUGGGGGAAGGCAAGAGCAAGGUAAUACUGUGCAGGCCUCAAAUGUGA